CAUUUGUGCUUUAUCCUCCGCCCUCUUUUUUCCCCCAUUACCUUUUCCCUCUUUUGUUUCUUUAUUUUCUUUAUAUAUUUUCUUUUAUAUAUAUUUCCUUUAUUUUUAUUGUUAUUUCCACCAAUCGAGUUUGAUGCUAGAGUCGAUUCCAGGAAAGGUGUUUGUGGUGGGAGUCGUACUGCUCAUCGCAAUGAUUGCUUAUUCAUCACAACUUAUGGUGUUUGGUCCUGCACUCGGAGGACUGACGUUGAAAGCAUUCUGGUUCCUAGCUCCACUUAAUGUACUCGUGGCCAUGGUCUUUUACAACUAUUACCUUGCAGUCACCACUGAUCCAGGAAAAGUACCUUCAGACUGGGUGCCUGCAGUGGUUAUUAAGGAGAAUAAACAGCUAGGUAUAACAGGUCCACGAGUAUGUAAAGCUUGCAAUAUUUACAAACCACCUCGCUCGCAUCACUGCCGAUACUGCAAACGGUGUGUAUUGAAAAUGGAUCACCAUUGUCCAUGGAUCGAUAAUUGCGUUGGCCAUGGAAAUUAUCCCCACUUUAUGCGAUUUGUAAUCUACGUCGAUUUUGCAUGUUCGUACGUCGUCGGAUUAUUGAUAUGGCGGGUACGAACCAUUCUGGAUUCGAUGCGACACUUUCAAUUCGAUGCCGACCCAAAUACUUCUGAAAUUGUAUUUAUGGUACUCAACUUUGUAUUGGCAUUCGUGGUCUUAUUCUGUGUGGGUAUCUUGAGCGUCUAUCAUCUGUACUGUAUUGCCAAGAACCAAUCUACUAUUGAAGGCUGGGAACGAGGAAAGGUCGAAAAGCUGGUUAGAAGAAGCAAGAUACCUCCCGUUGUAUACCCAUUUGAUAUCAGCAUCUACAAGAACAUAUGUAGUGUAUUCGGAAAUAAUCCUUUCCUCUGGCUGUGGCCCCAAACACCAAAAUCCAACGGUAUCGACUUUGCUCUCUGUAACGAUGCAGAUCCAGCUGUAGUAUUUUACUGGCCACCUCGAGAUCCCGAUGAUUUGCGUCCAUCGAUAUUCUCAAUUCAAUACAAGCGCCAACAGGAAAAGAAAUACCGACAGAGCACAAAUCAAGAGGUAGAAGACAGUGUUUCAGACGAUUAUUACGAUUCCGGAAGUUUUGCUUCAGAUAGUGAUUAUCCCAGCGAUGAUGAAUACAGAGGUUCUCGCCACAGCCAGCAAUUAGAAGAAAGUCUCUAUGGUCUUUCUGGCAUUUCUCCCCACGAAAACGCAUACCAACGCCGGGGGUGGGAAUCUGAGCCAGAAGACGAUGAUUCAGUGCCGCUCGCUAAUCUUAUGCCACGCAAAUCACCCAAAGAAUCCAAGGAUGAUUAAUAAUUUUCUUUUCUUUUCUUUUUUUUUAAUAGAAAUUAUAUAUAUAUAAUAGUAACAGUCCUUAGAUACACUUCUUUUUCAUUCUUUCGUUCUUUCUUUUAUACAACGCUGUCUAUUCGAUAUCAAAUUGAGGGAGGUGCGGGGACGAGGGGGAGAUGGAGGUGGAGGAAAGGGGAGGUUUGUGCUUGCAAGGUCGGCCUCUAUAAACAAACGGAAUCUAUUUUUUUUCAUUGUGAUCGGAGAGGGGUUCGAGUUGUUUUUUUUUGAGUUGGUUGCAGUGACUUUUUUGUUUUUUGUUUUUUGUUUGUGAGGGGGGUUUUUUUGUGGAGGGGAAGAUAAAGCUUGAGCUUAUUGAUCAGUCCACAUAGAGACAAGAAGAGACCAAGCACCACCUACACCUGCACAUACAGCAGAGGAAAUAGCAAUUGCGCGAGGACCAGCAGUGCUCUUGAAGAUAGCUCCUGCAAUAGCACCUCCUCCAAUGCUGCUAAAGACAUUAUGGGUGCCCUGACAGUAAUCCAACAGGGCAGUGCUGCCAUUGUAAAGCAUAGCGACAACACCCACAGCGUUACCGAGUCCAGGGCCACGACGUGUGAUUGUGUUGAGGGUAGUGUUGAGGCGAACCUUGGCAUUUUCUGCACCUGAGCUCUUACGAAGACCUUCUGCCAUACCGUAAGCACCACCGAGUGUGAGACCUGCCAAAUAGGUGGUACCGGUGCCAUAGCACAGAUCGUCUGUCCAGCCGCGGGAAGGAGCUAGUGAAGCUCCACCGGCAGAGGAAGAGUGGUCUUCGACUUGCAAGAAGUCAAUACCACCCUGGAGAGCCAUGGGCUGCAAUUUGGCCGCAUCGUAUGAAAUGCUUGACAUGAAGUCAGGCAUCUUUUCGUACACAUUGUCGUCGACAAUGCUCUCCUCAAAUUGCAUGGGAGCAUAGACUUCCUCCUGCUCUUCGACAGCAGGGGUUGUGGUCGAUCCAAAGCCGAAAAUGCCCAUGGUUG
Messenger RNA from Phycomyces blakesleeanus NRRL 1555(-), 2340 nucleotides. RefSeq lists its product as hypothetical. NCBI's taxonomy places the organism in Eukaryota, Fungi, Mucoromycota, Mucoromycetes, Mucorales, Phycomycetaceae. The record is from RefSeq and is a predicted model, not a curated record. Gene Ontology annotation, cellular component: endoplasmic reticulum membrane. The transcript has 5 exons. Bases 134 to 1342 code for a protein of 402 amino acids. Gene Ontology annotation, molecular function: protein-cysteine S-palmitoyltransferase activity.